This is a messenger RNA of Chelonus insularis, 1963 nucleotides long. RefSeq names its product ionotropic receptor 75a-like. Gene Ontology annotation, molecular function: ligand-gated monoatomic ion channel activity. Lineage: Eukaryota; Metazoa; Arthropoda; Insecta; Hymenoptera; Braconidae. The coding region runs from base 1 to 1944 and encodes 647 amino acids. Gene Ontology annotation, cellular component: membrane. The transcript has 10 exons. The record is from RefSeq and is a predicted model, not a curated record.
AUGAGGCUUCUUUUAUGCUUUAAACUUUUCAUCUUAUUGUUUUCGACAGUUACAACAAGCGAAAUAACUGCUACAUUAAUCGGAGAUUAUUUUGAAAAUUUAAUCAUUAAACAUGUCGUUGUGUUUGGCUGCUGGGAAACUUAUGAAGCUAUCAAAUUAUCUCGAUUGAUUAUGAAGAGAAAUUGUGAAGUUUCUUACAUAAAUAUUCAAGAAAAUUUAGACAUAAAAAAAAUUUUAUACGUUAAUUACUACAAAUUAGGAAUUGUUUUGAACCUAGAUUGUUCACAAAGUCAAAGUAUCUUUGAUCAGUUUUCAAAACAGCAAUUACGUCAUAAUGAAUCAUAUUAUUGGUUGAUGUCAACGGUACAAAAUUCAAUUCCUGAAUAUUUUUAUCAUCUUCCAUUGAAUAUUGCUAGUGAAAUGACAUUGGCGAUGCGAAAUAAUGAUAGUUACAUUUUGUAUGAUGUUUAUAAUCCUAGCUAUCGUCAUGGAGGAAAAUUAAAUGUUACUUAUAUGGGUAAUUGGACAAAAAAAAAUGGAAAUAAAGGUGGUUUAAACAUUGUGUUGACACAAUACAAAUAUCAACGACGUGGAAAUUUAUAUGGAUUAACACUCAAUGCAUCAAUUGUUAUCAACUAUAAUCCUGUUCCGGAUUAUUGGACAUACAUUCAUAAUCCUAUAAACCCUCAUGUUGACACAAUGCAUCGGUACAAUUAUGCUUUAAUUCUUCAAAUGAGAGAUUAUUAUAAUUUCACCAUAAAUUUAAAAAAAGGAACAACAUGGGGAUACCUGACAAAUGGAUCUUUCAAUGGAAUUAUUGGUGAUAUGAUCAAGGGAAUAGUUGAUUUUGGGGCAACUCCUUUCCAGUUUAAGCCAGAAAGAAUUGAUGUUUGUGAAUUUACAGUACAAACAUGGCCAGCUCGAGCUGCUAUUAUUUUUCGACACCCAAAAACAAAUGACCUUAAUAAUCCCUUUUUAAAGCCAUUUGAAAUACAUGUCUGGUACUGGGUGCUUAUUUUCAGUACAGUGAAUUGGGCUUUACUGUAUUUGGCAACUAAACUAGAAAAAAUGAUAAUAAAAGAAUCGACACCAACUUUAAACACUUAUUUAGCAUCAGAAACUGCUCUCAUCACAGUUGCAGCUGUAAGCCAACAAGGACUUGGUGAGAGCCCAAAAUUAUUUUCUGGUCGAAUCAUUUUUUUAUCCAUACUCUUUUGGGCUUUUCUUCUUUAUCAGUUUUACUCUGCUAGUAUUGUAGGUUCACUGUUAGCGAAAAAGCCAAGAUGGAUUAAUACAUUAAAAGAUCUUGUUGAAAGUAAUUUAGAAAUUGGUAUCGAAGAUAUGGCUUAUAACCAUGAUUUCUUUGCUACAACUACAGAUUCUAUAGCUCAAAGGUUAUAUCAAGAAAAAGUAGCAAUAACUAAAAAACGUAAAAAAGCUAACUUUUUUCCUUUUGAAGAGGGAUUAGAGAAAUUGCGAAGAGGAGGAUUUGCAUUUCAAGUCGACGUAGCUUCUGCAUAUAAAUUAAUUGAUGAUACAUUUACACCUGAAGAAAUUUGUGAUCUUGUCGAGAUACAACUUUUUCCAACAAAACAUACAGCAACUGCAACAGCUAAACAUUCACCAUUCAAAAAAAUGGUCACUUACGGAAUGAGACAAAUCGUAGAACAUGGUAUGGCCCAGCGUUUACGACACAUAUGGAUGCCUAGAAAACCUGAGUGUCCAGAAAGUCAUAAUAGUGAACCUCUACCAGUAACACUUACUGAAUUCAGUCCAACGUUGUUUCUCCUUUCAUACGGUUGUAUCCAAUCUUUGAUAAUCAUGAUUGGAGAAAAAUUUACAAGUCAAUGGAGAAGACACAGUUUUAUGAUAAAUCGAAUCGCUUUCAAUAAUAGUGACACUACUGAAGCAUCAUCCCCAAGUCAAUCAGUAUUAGAUAAUUGAUGAGAUAUCAAUCUUCAAA